Messenger RNA from Pelmatolapia mariae (spotted tilapia), 3920 nucleotides. RefSeq names its product dynein axonemal assembly factor 4 (gene dnaaf4). The record is from RefSeq and is a predicted model, not a curated record. Gene Ontology annotation, biological process: inner dynein arm assembly; determination of left/right symmetry; outer dynein arm assembly. Lineage: Eukaryota; Metazoa; Chordata; Actinopteri; Cichliformes; Cichlidae. The transcript has 9 exons. Bases 1 to 1260 code for a protein of 419 amino acids. Gene Ontology annotation, molecular function: nuclear estrogen receptor binding.
AUGCCUCUGGUCGUGAUGGACUACGUCUGGACCCAGACGGAGACGACGCUUUACAUUAAUGUGCCUCUAAAAGGAACGAAUGCCGGGAAGGUAGACAUUGUCUGUACGGACGAUUACCUCAAGGUGCAUUUCCCGCCUUAUGUGUUUGAAGCCUUCUUGUUUGAACCUGUUGAUGAUGACAGAAUCGCAGUAAGGGUUGCAAAUGGAUGUGCAGUCAUCACUUUGCCAAAAAGGACCAACAAAGUGUGGGAGCAUCUGAUGAUAAGUACGAAUAAUAAAGAAAAAAUGGAGAUCAGACAGAGGGCCCUGUUAAAAUACAACGAAAAGCUUUCUUCAGAGUCUAGAAACAAGGCAGCAAAACAACAAGCAGAGAACAAAUAUGCUCUGGAGACAGUGAUAAAGCUUGAAAAAGAGGAACGAGACAGUAUCCAGAAGAUAAAGGACGCAGAACAAGAGAAAACCACACAAGAGUUGACUGCAUGGCAUUUCAGACAACAACAAAAAGCAGAGCAGGAUGUCCAGCUAAAAUUGCAAAAUCAAAAAGCCAAAGCACGCCAACUAAGAACAGAGACAGAGAGGCAAAAAUGUGGACCUCCCAACCAAGAAAAAAUGAAAUUGGAUCAAAGAAGCAACAGUAAUGCAAAGAGCAAGAAAGCCCAACAUGAACUCCCUCCUCCAAGACUCAGUGGAAACAUUCGAGUUACAUUCACCCCAAGAAUCUUUCCAACAGCUCUCAGAGAGUCCAGACUUCCAGAGGAGGAGGAGUGGCUGAGAAAACAAGCUGAAACCUGGCGAAAAGUGAAUGUGGAUGUUGGUGAGCUAAAAGACCUGAAGGAAGAGGAGGGGAACCCUUACUGGUUAAAGGACAAAGGAGACAAAUGUUUUGCCACUGGGGACUUCCUGGGAGCAGUGAAUGCCUAUAGCUUGGCUAUCAGGGUUAUGGGGAAGAUCCCUGCUUUGCAUUCGAACAGGGCCGCAUGCCAUCUGAAGUUAAGAAAUUUUCACAAGGCCAUUGAAGACUCCUCUCAGGCACUUGAUCUGCUGACUCCACCAGUCCCUGCCAAUGCAGCUGCCAGAGUUCGAGCUUUUGUCCGUCGAGGAUCUGCCUUCUGCGAGCUGCAGGCCUAUCCAGAAGGGCUACAAGACUUCCUUGCUGCUCUGAAGAUUGACCCUAAUAAUGAAGCGCUGUUGGUGGAUACACAGAGAAUCAGAGACAUCAUUCAAGGAUCUGCUAUCAAUCCUCCCAGUGAGACAGAGUGACACACAGGGCAUGUGCUUUGUACGUUAUGUUCAUGAAAUGUUUUACAGAGGACUGGUUUCAGGUUCUUUAUAAAAUAUUAAAAAUUCUUGUAUUUUAUUUACAAAGGUCAUACAUUUUUAUCCAUCCUUAGCUUUCAAAUGUAUUCUGUACAUCCUUUGUAAACAACAUCCUUUGAAAAAUACAGACUUUUGAAUUGUAUCAUAGGUAAAGCCAAGCUACUUUUCUAGUGUCUAGUGUCUCAUUAAGUAAUACCAUUCUUAGUUUUAAAUGAUUUUCAUGAUCAGUUAGUUGUAUAUUAUAUAAAAUAUUGGGGAAAAAAAGAAAUCCAUGUUGAUGUCAUAUUGUGUCCAGUAAAGUCCAGCUUAUUUUGUAUUUCCAAUUCAUGGUCACAGUGUCGCUGGAACUAUUACAGUCAUAGGGUAAGAGGCAGGUUACACCUUGGAGAGGUUGUUAGCUUGUUACAGGGUCUGAGUCACACAUUACAAACAAACAUUCAUGCCAACAGCCAGUUUAGAAUCACCAGUUAAAAGGGAACAGUUAAACGUGAGCUUUUUAAAGGAAUAGGUAAACUAAGGAAAAGAGCAAGAGAUAAAUAAUAAUUAAUAAUUAAAGUGGUGUAUAAACACACAGUAAGUGGAAAAGGUGACUGAAGAAGAAACAGUCACUGCAUCAUGCACCAGCCGAGAGAUAUCUCUCCAACGUGUCCAGGGUCUGCCCUGGAGGCUCCUUCUGGUGGGACAUCCUCAGAACAUCUCAUGCAGGAGGUACCCAGGAGGAAUCCUUGUCAGUGUCACUUCUACUGGCUCAUUUCGAUGUGGAAGAAUAGUGGUUCUACUCUGAGCCCCUCCAAAAUGGCCAAGCUCCUCACCCUAUCUCUAAGGGAGAGGCCAGCCUACCCUUCGAGAAAGCUCAUUUCCACAGAUUGUACAGUCCCGAUCAAAAGUUUAAGAACACUGGAAAAAUGGCAAAAAAAUCAUAUUUUGCAUAGUUGGAUCUUAACAAGGUUCCAAGGAGAGCUUCAACAUGCAACAAGAAGAAAUCGAAGUGAGACAAAACAUUUUUUUGAGCAUACAAUUUAUUGAAAACAGCAAGGCCAUGUCCACACUAAUACGUUUACAUUUGAAAACAUCUUUUUCUCUCCGUUUUGGUGACGCAUUUUAGUCAAACGAUGCAGUCAUGUGACCAAUUAAACUAAGUCAGCGGAGGGCAUUAUACUGCAGUUGUUUUGUUUGCCCUCAAUUUUGACAGCCCUAGACAAGAUUAAUAUCAGUUUGUACAUGCUUCAGAUAGCUUUUCUUCAAAUUCUUUAACUCUCACUCGCUUUUGCAACUUUGUACUUUUGUGUUACUCGCAGCGACAACUCCACCUCAUUGUCAGACCAUUUAAAAAACUCGGUGCUUUUUCUCAACAUUUUGGCACGACCUUUCAAAGAGCCGGAAAGUAAAUAAACAACAGACAGAAAUGACGCAGGUCGAAUUGUCCUUCGUUUCAUGCAUGCACAAAACAGGAAUGUAAGCAUUUUCAGUUGUUUCGGUGUGGAUCAAUAACUGUUUGGAAACGAUUGAAAAUGAUAGUGUGGACACGGAGCCUUUUUAGCCGUUUUCAAAUUUAUCCAGAUUAGUGUACACGUAGCCUUAAACUGAAACAGGCUGUUGUACAGCUGAUUAACAGUUUAGGACCACGCAUCCAAAAAAAAAACAGACUCCCCAGACUGCCGAAGCACCUUGCACAGAAUACUCUGAGGGACACAGUCAAAUGUCUUCUCCAAGUCCACAAAACACAUGUAGGGUGGUUGGGCAAACACCCAAGCUUCAGGAACUCAUCCACUUACAGGCCCUGCAACCAAGGAGCUGUUUAGGUGCCUCCGCGACUUCACUCCUACCACCACCUAACAAUACCCUCAGUUAAAGUCAGCAGCACUCCACCAUGUUGAUAGAGCAGGACUUUCCUGAGUCACCUGAUGGUUUGCCAUAAUUGCUUUGAGGCCUUACGAAAGUCUCAAAGCAAUUACUUAGGCCAUAGAAAAAACUUUUCUCCCACACCCAAGUUUUUGCUUCUCUGAUGGCUUCCUUCACCUCUGGUGUCCACCAGCUUGCACCAACCACCUUGCGGCCAACCGUGCUAGGAGUAAUUUAUGUUAUACAUGAUUCCCUUAGUCAGUAUCAUUAGAAGAUAUAGCAUGUAUUUUCACUGCCAUUCAAAAUAGGCCUAACUUUACCCAUCCAUUAAUCCAAAUAACUAUACUAAUUAUUAAACUGUAUGAAUGUCUUAAAGGCAUAAAGAACAGAUGACCUCUAAUUUCAUCCUUCUAAAUUCAGAUAAAGCUGAGGAUACUGUACUUGGCCCUAAUAACCUUUAAAAUAUGGUAUCUAACCAGAUGCUUACUCUUUACCUCGCCCUCCAGUAAUGUUGGAGUCACAUAUUGACUGUUCGCUGUUGUGGUGUAAUUUUCUGCUACCCUCCCUCUCCUUGGAAUUAACCUACCUGCUUCUACAGUAGAAUCAUAGAGCAGAUUGUUUUAAAAACCCUUUGGAUUGUUUUUCCAACUUUCUUUGUGUUGUUGGCAUUGUGUUCAUAAUUUGGUAAGGUAGACAGGACACCUGACAUGACACUUUAAAUUAGUUUUUUUUUAUUUUUCUAUUUCUUUUGUGUCUGUGAG